Messenger RNA from Mercenaria mercenaria, 1501 nucleotides. RefSeq names its product procathepsin L-like. Gene Ontology annotation, molecular function: cysteine-type endopeptidase activity. The coding region runs from base 154 to 1146 and encodes 330 amino acids. NCBI's taxonomy places the organism in Eukaryota, Metazoa, Mollusca, Bivalvia, Venerida, Veneridae. Gene Ontology annotation, cellular component: lysosome. The transcript has 9 exons. The record is from RefSeq and is a predicted model, not a curated record.
ACUGAUCAUGUGACCAUUAAAAACCGCAUGAUCCCUAUUGUCCUCAUAUGAGGUGUCAGAUUUGGGACAGCUGAAACAUAUAAAUACGACAACCGAAAAGUUCUUCCUCACUAGUUUUAGUGGAGUUAAAGAAGAAUCCUCUAAAGUAUAAAGAUGUUUCGUUUUGUGGUACUCGGAUGCCUUUUGGCAACAUCGUUGGCCUUCAACGCUUUCCUCGACAAUGAAUGGGAGUCCUAUAAGACGGCCUAUGGCAAACAGUACGAAAGACGCGUGGAAGGACUCAGACGUGUAAUCUGGGAAAGAAACAUCAAGUACAUUGAGCAGCACAACCUCGAAGCAGACAGAGGACUUCAUACAUACAGACUGGGAAUGAACGAGUAUGGAGACAUGACAAACGAUGAAUUUGUCUCUCUGAUGAACGGAUAUAAACAGAAUGUAAGCAGAAGCGUCUGCAGUAAAUUUACUCCACCACUGAACGUCAAUCUCGGAGAUCUUCCAGACAGUGUUGACUGGAGAAAGCAAGGAUACGUCACAGAAAUUAAAAAUCAGGGACAAUGCGGAUCAUGCUGGUCUUUCUCAACAACUGGUUCCCUUGAGGGGCAAAACUUCAAGAAAACUGGCAAACUUGUUUCUCUCUCCGAGAAGAACCUCAUGGACUGCUCCAAGCCAGAGGGAAAUAUGGGUUGUGAAGGAGGUUUAAUGGACCAGGCUUUCGCUUACGUCAUCAAAAAUAAGGGAAUCGACACAGAGGAGUCCUACCCAUACCAACCAAGAAACGGAAAAUGCCACUUCAAGUCUGAAGACAUUGGAGCCACAGAGACAAGCUGUAUGGACAUUGAUGUUGGAUCUGAAGACGAUUUACAGGCUGCAGUAGCUACAGUUGGUCCUAUCUCAGUUGCUAUUGAUGCCAGUCACUCAUCCUUCCAGCUAUAUAGAUCUGGUGUGUAUAAUGAGAGAAGGUGCUCCUCAAAGAAACUCGACCAUGGUGUUCUCGCAGUUGGUUACGGCACAGAGGAAUCCAAAGAUUACUGGCUUGUUAAAAACAGUUGGGGCAAAAGUUGGGGACAGGAAGGUUACAUCAUGAUGUCAAGGAACAAGGAAAACCAGUGUGGAAUCGCUACGUCAGCGAGCUUUCCUACCAUGUAAUUUGAUUGGAUGACAGAUCUGUGCUAAAUAAAACGUUAUUUGAUUGGUUGUUUUGACAGAUCCAAAGUUCACAGUAUUCCUGAUUGUGAUUGGGUGACGAGAAUAUUACUAAAUGACAUUUUACUUAAAACAUCAAAAAUUUAGGGUAUGUACGCUCAACAUAUUCAGCUUGGGAGCGUCAAAAAUAUAUAUUGUACCCAAAUUCGUUUAAACGUUUAUGCUUGUAAAAUGAUUAAUUACAAAGAUCUCCACUGUUUGAUGUGUUGUGAUUUUUUUUUAAAUUUUGUCUCUAUUAUUUGUUUGAUAACUAUAAUGUUUCUAAGAAAUGAAAAAUAAAAUAUUUUGAUAAAAAUGA